Molecule: messenger RNA, 4936 nt
Organism: Lates calcarifer (barramundi perch)
Lineage: Eukaryota; Metazoa; Chordata; Actinopteri; Centropomidae
Gene: atxn7l3a
Product: ataxin 7 like 3a
Exons: 14
Coding region: 355-1446 (363 amino acids)
Biological process (GO): regulation of transcription by RNA polymerase II; positive regulation of DNA-templated transcription
Cellular component (GO): SAGA complex; DUBm complex
Molecular function (GO): transcription coactivator activity
Source: RefSeq, a predicted model, not a curated record
CGGAAGUUGGUGGUUUUAUUUUUGUGUUUGGUUGUGCUCCGUUGGCCUCCUCGGUGCCAAGCGGGUUUCUAACGUAAAUUUAACCGACACCUGCGACAACAAUCGGCUCUAAAGGAGGAUUUUUUUUUUGUUUUACCGGCGAUUUAAAGAUGGAUGUGGCUGAAGAGCAGGCUUCGUGUUAACGUAUUUUCUGUGGACUGACUCGGUAAUGUUGCCUCCUUCAGAGAAACUGCCUGGUUCAGGCUGAGUUUUUCGGUAUGACAGGAAUGAAGACAGAUCUGCAAGUACUGAGAGCCAUUUUAACAAUUAGCAGCUCAUUACCUUGCUAUCAAGAUUUCCAAUACAGGUUUUCAAAUGAAAAUGGAGGAUAUGCCCCUGUCAGGCCCAGACAACACCAAGCUGGAGGCCUUGGUCCAUGACAUCUACUCUGAGCUGGUGGAAGAUGCCUGUUUGGGCCUGUGUUUUGAAGUACAUCGUGCUGUGAAACAGGGCUAUUUCUUUUUGGAUGAAACGGACCAAGAGAGCAUGAAGGAGUUUGAAAUUGUGGAUCAACCAGGAGUGGACAUAUUUGGGCAGGUGUACAAUCAGUGGAAGAACAAAGAGUGUGAGUGUCCAAACUGCAAAAGAUUGAUAGCAGCUUCUCGCUUCGCCCCACACCUGGAGAAAUGUCUCGGAAUGGGACGCAACAGCAGUCGCAUCGCCAACCGAAGACUAGCCAGCAAUAAUAACAUGAGCAAGUCAGAGAGCGACCAGGAAGACAAUGAUGACCUUAAUGAUAACGACUGGUCGUAUGGUGCAGAAAAAAAAGCCAAGAAGAGAAAGUCAGAUAAGAAUCAAAAUUCUCCGAGAAGAUCAAAAUCUUUAAAACACAAAAAUGGUGAACUCGGGAGCAGCAUCACUUCAGAGCCCUACAAGUAUAACUACAACACUGGCAUCAGUUAUGAAACAUUAGGUCCUGAUGAAGUCAGAUCCCUUUUAACAACACAAUGUGGGGUGAUCUCUGAGCACACCAAGAAGAUGUGUACCAGGUCUCAGCGAUGCCCCCAGCACACGGACGAACAGAGGAGGGCCGUCAGGGUGUUCCUCCUGGGGCCGUCCGCGCCGUCGCUGCCCGAUGCCGACGCCGUGGUGGAGAGCGACAGCUUUGACAUUCCAGAUGGACAGACACUGAUGAGCCGCCUGCAGUGGGAGGACUCCCCGGACAUCUCACCCACUGACUCUGCCUCAUCUAAAGCCAGCACCAACCACUCAGAUUCCAGGAAGCCGAAGAAGAAGAAGAGGACGUCUCUUGGUUUGAAUAGCGUAGGAGUAGUAGGAGUAGGAGGAGGAAGUCUGACUGGAGGGAGCAGCAGCAGCGCUCAGAGUAAUAUCAGCUUGUCGACCAAAAAAAAGAGGCCCAAACUCUCAGCACCUUCUAUUUCAAGUAUCUAUGAUGACUUAAACUAGCAACAGCCCGUUUGGGCCACCCAGCUCUUGCCUCCUCUGAAUCAAAUCCCUCCUUUCAUACCUACAUUUGCGGGUCUGAACAGGAUGGGACUAAACUUGACUUAGUAGUUCUUUAAUCAUUCAGCCUUAACCAGUAAGGCAUCUUUAUUUUAAUGACAAUUUCCCCUGAUUUAUGAACACAGAGUUCUAAAAAGUUUGGUCAGUCACAGAGUCCAGUCAGAGCAUCUGUAGGUGCUUAAAAAGGGAAAUUCAGUCUUAGAACUAAAUGUAUACUCUGCUUUUUCCAGUAAUUUCAACUGCUGUCACCUUAAGGUAGAAACCUGACCGUGCAGUCAUGUGACACUGUUGUGUAGUUGGUCCUUUUGAAAUUACAUUAGUAACUAAUUGUGGGUUCUCUGAAAUGUUUUUGAGCUAUUUCAGUGAGUGAGUGGAAGGUUUCCAAGCGGUUAUUUCCACUUUUACACUAAAUGGCCAAAAGAAUGUGGAACGUCACGCCCAUGUUUGAUUCUUCGACAUGUAAUUCCUAAAUCAUUGACUUUAACUGCUGCUGCUAUAAUUGCCUCCUCGCUUUUGAGAAGACAUGGCCACAGGAAUUUGAUCCUGUUCAGCCACAAGAGAAUUUAGUGAGGUCCAACACUUGAGGCUGAGCUCAGAGUCUGUGUUCCAGCUCGGAGCUCUGUGCUACAUUAUGUGCACCUUGAAUGGUCCUGUCUUUCUAGUUGGGUGGUCGAUUGUCUUUUUGGUCAGAAUGUCGAAACAACAUGGACGAUACAAAGAAGACCUGUUGUAUUUUGUUGCUCAACAUUUAAACAUGUUUAUAGCUGUUUGAUGCUGAAACCACUGAAAUAUCGCUUGGUGGACAGCAACUAAUGGUUACAAACUAAUAAUAUAUUACAAAUUAAAUGAUAGCAAAAGAAUUUGCACAAUUAACCUAAAGUUUCUCACAAUCUGUCUGGUUUACUUUCAACCAACCUGAUUACGACUUGAAGGGGCAUUCACGUGAAUUUUUUCCAGUCAGGAACUAAUUUUUCUGAUUAUUUUGACACCACAGAAUUGACACCACAUUGUGUUCAAAGGGGAUUUGUCAUCUUGAAAUCGGAAAGAAUCUUUGUCAAACUGUUUCCGCCAAGUUGGAAUCACACGAUCAUCCAGAACAUCACUAUGCUGUAGCAUUUUUAGAUGACUUUUGAUUGGAACUAAGGGGCAAGCUCCAACCAAGCCACAGGUGUUAUCAGUAAUAUUAAUAAGAGGUGUACUCCAUUAAGGUGUACUCCUAAAUGAUUCAGGGCCCUGCCACUGUGUAUGCUUGCUCACUGACAGCGUUUACUGAACACGGCCAUCAUUAACAGUAUGAAUUGCACCUGUGCUUAUCCCUCUGUGAUUAGACAAGAUGUCUAUGCUGAAAAAGGCAGAUUAGCAGUUUUAAUUUAAGGUUUAAGACGUUUUAUUACCUGUAGUCAGUAAAGAAAAAGGCUCCAAACUUUUUCCUCGACAGCAUGAAAAGAUUUGAGUCUUAAACGUGGCUUUGUGAGACCUUCAGGUGCUCUGUCAUUGUUGGUGACCUCUCGACUUGUCCCUCUCUUUUUCUGGACUCUGUGUUCACUUUAAAACUCAGUUGUGAGGAGGAGACGUGGACUUUUAACUGCUUUCAAUCCAACACUUGACACACAUAUACUGGAGUAACUCAUCAGUGGCUUUUUAAUUCUAGCAUUGUAUUGCACAGUUGUAUGUAUGUGUAUGUGUGUGUGUCUCUGUAUGCUGACUUAAAUUCAGUGUGAACGUCACUUUUUCGUGUACUGUGUGUGUGUGUGUGUGUGUGUGUAUGAUUAGAGGGUGUGUGUGUGUGUGUGUAAUCAUUUAUAUUUUCACAAAACUAUGCAUCCUAGAAUGUGACAUUUUUGUGAAAGUAUGUGCCAUUUUUAAAUAUUUAACUUUUUCUGUUUACAUCAACAGUAUAUUUAAGUUUUUAUUUGUCACUGCCUAUGAAGUGAUGUGUAUAUUAUAUAUGUGUGUAAAUGCAGAUUUUGAUAUUUGAUGAGCCAAUAGGCUUUUAGGGCACAUGUACAGUACAUGUAUGUAUGACAUGAGAUGGAAACUGAAUCAUGAAUACAACGUAACUCUUUUUUUUCUUCAGUACAAAUAUGAGGCUUGUGUAUUUUCACUCAGUUUCUACACGUAUGUAGAUCAGUGCUGCAGCUCUGCUUGUCAUUCAUGAUCAUGAGUGAUACGUCUGCAUCUUGUAAAACCUAUAACCAACAAUGUCAGAUGUAAAAGUUGUACAUGCUCUAGAGGUCAGAUGCACUAUUACAAAAAUCUUGUACUUGCAUUUUUCACAGUUGAUGUCUUAAAAAAGCUUUUUUUUUCUUAUAAAUUGGCUUCACACACCCAAAGACUUUACUGUUGCAGUUAUUGUUACAGAGUCAGAAAUGUGUUGUAAAACUGUAACUGGAGGGACUGUACAAAAUGAUUCAGGGAGGAGGGGCUCAGACAGUUCUGUUAGAUUUUAUUUCAUUCUACUCUUGAGAUUUGUUGCAAACAAAAAACAACAAAAAGUGGUGACAUGAAAAACAUGGCUUUUGUUUGCACCAAGGGUCAUAAACCCACGCAGAGCACGGCAGUCACGUCUCUUAAAGAACUACUCCACCUUUUCAGAAUUGCGAUUUAAAAACAAUGUUGGAUUUAGCUUGGAACAAAAAAAGCUUAAAAUCGAUGCAGGACAACCAGAUUUCUCACAGUACAACUCAAUCACCCAUGGUUCAGUCUGAGAUAUCGGGUGUGUUAUGCUAGUAGCAGCUAACGUAGCCUCAGGUGACGUCUCCAGGCAGUUAAUCAGAUUUCAUGCAGCUCUCUCUGUGUGAGGCUGAGGCUGUAAUAACUUUUAAUCCUGCAGCUGUUAAUAUUGUGUUUUGUCAUAUUGGGGAAAGGGUGUUGCAGUUAACAUUUUUCUUUUUUUUCUAUCUGCUUUCUAUCCAGAGGGAAAAGCCUUUUGUAGUUCACUUGGUCCCUUGUUUUUCUGGUUUUUAAAGCGCGAGGUUUAACCUCUCCUCUCCCUGGCAGCUUUUGUACAGCCUUUUAAGUCGAGCACAUUCAGUUGUCUGUUUCAUGAAAAUGAUUUUAUUUCCAGUAUGGCUCUGUCUGUUAAAGUCUGCAGUAACAUUGAUUGUGCCCUUUUGAAUCUUUUUGCAGUAAAGUCUUGUGACGUGCACUAAAGCUAAACGAACUGUUCAUGAGAUGCUUUGGUAGAUGUGAUCUGAUUCUCCAGCCACCUUCUGUUUGAAUGAAGCUGACAGCUGAUGUGGCUCUUUGUGUAUCUGUGUGAGUGCAAUGACUGAGAAUGCGAUGUUGUAGUUUUUUUUUUUUUCCCCAUGCACAAGCACAAGAGUGUGCAUGUGUGAACGACUGUUGUAUCUGAACAUGAUGUGAUACAUAGGUUAUUUUUUCUCCACUGCCAUGCAUACUGAUGUUUGUAUAUAAAUAAACACAAACCGUA